ACUGUGAUAUACAACGCUAAUGCAUCGUCGGCGUUUGUGAUUGUGCAGUAUCUGUUUCACUUUGUGUGGCUAUUAGGUUGUAAAAUUAACUGCUGAUCAGUGAUCGCGGUAUAUUAUUAUUACUGCAUUCGCUAUGAGGUUAAUAAUUUUAGUAAUCUCUCUGUUGUAUUUUGAAACUCAUGCCAAACAGUAUUUCGUGGAAGAAUUUUCGGAUGAUACGUGGGAGAAAAAGUGGACUCAAUCCGAACAUUCUGGAAAAGAAUGGGGAAAAUUUGUCCUAACUCAUGGUAAAUUCUAUGGUGAUCCUGAAAUUAGCAAAGGUAUACAGACUUCUGAAGAUGCUAGACAUUAUGGCUUAUCUACGAAAUUUGAACCGUUCAGCAAUAAGGACAACACAUUAGUGAUCCAGUUUACUGUCAAACAUGAACAGAGCAUUGAUUGCGGCGGUGGCUAUGCCAAAAUAUUUGACUGUAGCUUAAAACAGACUGAUAUGCAUGGGGAAACACCUUAUCUUAUUAUGUUUGGACCCGAUAUUUGUGGACCAGUUACUAAAAAGGUACACGUAAUCUUUAAUUAUAAAGGCAAGAAUCUUUUGAUCAACAAAGAGAUCAGAUGCAAGGACGAUGUGUAUACCCAUUUAUACACUUUGAUCGUUAAACCUGAUAAUACCUACAUUGUUAAGAUCGAUAAUGAAAAAGUAGAAAGUGGUGAGCUUGAGAAAGACUGGGAUUUUCUUCCACCAAAGAAAAUAAAAGAUCCUGAAGCCAAGAAACCAGAGGAUUGGGAUGACAAUCCUAAAAUUGAAGAUCCUGAAGAUAAGAAACCAGAAGAUUGGGAACAGCCUGAAUACAUUCCAGAUCCCGAUGCUGUGAAACCUGAAGAUUGGGAUGAUGAGAUGGAUGGUGAAUGGGAACCCCCACAGAUCAAUAAUCCAGCUUUCAAGGGUGAAUGGAAACCUAGACAACUGGAUAAUCCUAACUAUAAAGGACCCUGGGUACACCCUGAGAUUGAUAAUCCUGAAUAUGCACCUGAUCCAUUCCUUUACAAAUAUGAUGAAGUUUGUGGAAUUGGAUUUGAUCUCUGGCAAGUAAAGUCUGGAACAAUUUUUGACAAUGUUCUGAUUACUGAUGAUGAAAGUGAAGCUGAAAAGCAUGGCCAAGAUACGUGGGGUGCUAUUAAAGAAGCUGAGAAAAAGAUGAAGGAAAAGCAAGAUGAAGAAGAAAGGAAGGCCACUGUAAAGAAGACGGAUGAUGAUGAAGAGGAAGAAGAAGAUAAUGAAUUAGAUGAGCCUGAUUCUCCAGAUGCCAGUGAGGAUGCAAAUGAUGCUGAAAGCCACGAUGAACUUUAAUUUCCCUAUUCUUAAAUGUAAUGAAUUACAACUAAACAAUACUCAUAGACAUUCUUAAAAGCCAUUGAACAUAAGACUGCUCAUAUUUAUAUUUCAUAUGCAAGGACCAAAAAUUAAUUCAUUCAAAAUCACUAAACUUUUUGUUAUAUUUAAAUCCACUUUUUAUUACACGUGAUUGUGCUUAUUUUGGUGACUGGUUUGAAUUGUUUUAUGAUUAUCUAGUGAGAGAAUAGUUACAACUUAGCAUUUAUUGCAUUGUCACAAGCUCAUGAUCAACAAUUUUCUACUUUAUAUCAUGUAACUUAUGUAUUGAAAUCUUCAUUAAAUCUCGUUAUCAUUUUUCA
Messenger RNA from Parasteatoda tepidariorum (common house spider), 1692 nucleotides. Its product is annotated as calreticulin. Gene Ontology annotation, molecular function: calcium ion binding. Gene Ontology annotation, biological process: ERAD pathway; protein folding. The record is from RefSeq and is a predicted model, not a curated record. Gene Ontology annotation, cellular component: endoplasmic reticulum membrane; endoplasmic reticulum. NCBI's taxonomy places the organism in Eukaryota, Metazoa, Arthropoda, Arachnida, Araneae, Theridiidae.